Molecule: messenger RNA, 1308 nt
Organism: Hydra vulgaris (swiftwater hydra)
Lineage: Eukaryota; Metazoa; Cnidaria; Hydrozoa; Anthoathecata; Hydridae
Source: RefSeq, a predicted model, not a curated record
UUAGGUUUAAACAUUUCAGAUGAGCAGAUCAAGCAAAUGGAAGAAAAUGUUGAAAACAUUGAUUUUGAAAUGGCUGCUAAAGAAGAAAGCUUAUGUCGACAUGAUGUCAUGGCUCAUGUUCAUACAUUUGGAUGUGCUGCACCAUUGGCUGCACCAAUAAUACAUUUAGGCAGUACUUCAUGUUAUGUUGGAGAUAAUGCUGAUUUAAUAAUGAUCAAGGAUGCAUUCGAUAUUCUUUUGCCAAAGCUUGCUCGAUGCAUUGAUAGACUAUCAAAGUUUGCAAUGAAGUACAAAGACCUUCCCUGUUUAGGUUUUACACAUUUACAGCCAGCUCAACUGACCACUGUAGGUAAACGAACUACUUUAUGGAUUAGUGAUCUUUUAAUGGAUUUAGAUGCAUUGAGUAAUUUAAGAAAUAACCUUAAAUUUCUUAGUGUUAAAGGAACAACCGGGACACAGGCCAGCUUUUUGACUUUGUUUGAUGGAAACCAUGAAAAGGUUGAAGAGUUAGAGAGAUUGGUGACUAAGUUAGCUGGAUUUGACAAAACCUUUUCUGUUACAGGCCAAACAUACCCUAGAAAAAUUGAUUAUAACAUUCUAUCAGCUCUUGGGGGUCUGGGAGCCAGUGUUCACAAACUGUGCACAGAUUUGCGAAUCCUUGCUAGUAUGAAAGAGAUAGAAGAGCCAUUUGAGAAAAAUCAGGUUGGUUCAAGUGCUAUGGCUUAUAAACGAAAUCCAAUGCGUAAUGAACGAUGUUGUGGUUUAGCCAGGCAUCUUAUGACGCUUGUUUCAGAUGCUCAAAAUACAGCUUCAGUACAAUGGCUUGAAAGAACUUUAGACGAUAGCUCAAAUAGGCGAAUAUCUAUUCCAGAGUCUUUCUUAACCGCUGACGUCAUUUUAAAUACUUUACAGAAUAUAAGUGAAGGUUUAGUGGUUUAUCAAGGUGUCAUUGAGAGGCAUGUGGCUCAAGAACUUCCUUUUAUGGCAACAGAAAAUGUUAUAAUGGCAAUGGUGAAAGCCGGAGGAAGCAGACAAGAGUGUCACGAAGAAAUACGGGUGUUGUCUCAGAUAGCAUCAAAAGAAGUUAAAGAACAUGGACGUGAUAAUAAUCUAGUUGAAUUGAUAAAAAAAUCAAAAUAUUUUUCAUUAAUUCAUGACGUGUUAGAUCAGCUUAUGGAUCCUAAAACUUUUAUAGGACGAGCUCCGGAACAGGUUUUGAAAUUCCUUGAAACAGACGUUUACCCUGCACUCUUACCAUACACAAAUAAACUCGAUGGAGUGGCGGAAGUUCGGAUAUGAACUAUAUUC